GUGUCCAGUGGUUCUCUGGACAUGGCCAAAGGCAACCUUGAACGCAUGCUGACCAUGUGUUCUAAACCUCUUGACCCAGCCAACACCGACGAAGAACUGACACGCGUGCAGAAGAAGUCCAUCCAUGACGUGACACACGAGUUGGUGCGACAGGUGACGUCCCCAAAUACUCUGGUCAGGGAACAGUCUAUGCAUGCCCUGGAGGUGCUGGCCAAGACCAUGGAGAAGACAGUCACAGAGAUCAUGGAGCCACACAAAGAUGUCCUCCAGGAUAUGAUCCCACCUAAGAAACACCUGCUCAGACACCAGCCUGCCAACGCCCAGAUAGGACUGAUGGAUGGUAAUACAUUUUGUACCACACUGGAGCCGAGGUUGUUCACCAUAGACCUUAACAUAGUGGAACACAAAGUUUUCUUCACAGAGUUGCUGAGUCUGUGUGAGGCUGAGGAUGCUGUGCUCCUCAAACUACCAUGUUACAAGUCUGUCACCAACCUGGUGCCUCUGAGGAAGAGUGCACUCAGAGCUCUGGCAGCCUGCCACUAUAUACCUCAGUGUAGAGAAAAGAUCUUUAAUGUCCUCUACAAGGCCCUGAACUCCAGCAACAGUGAGCUACAGGAGGCGGCACAUGACUGCAUGAAAAAGUUCAUAUCAGGAUUCCAAAUUGACAUUGAACAAGUGCACACUGCCAUGAGGCCACUUCUGCUCAUGCUUGGUGACUAUCGCAGCCUAACACUCAAUGUGAUACAGAGGCUCUCUAGUUUAACUCAGCUCUUCCCCAACACUUUCAACGAGAAGCUGUGUGAGCAAUUGUUGGCCCACCUGAGGAAGUGGAUGGAUGUCGCCAUUAUCGCCCAGAAGGGUGGUCAAGCCCCUCGGACCAAUGGUCAAGUUCUUUCCAACGAGUUGAAGAUCUGUGGAGCCAUCAUUAAUAUCUUCCACCUCAUUCCUGCUGCCUCGAAUAAGAUGAUUGAGCCUCUGGCCACAUUGACACUGAAGGGAGAGAGGGCGCUACUGAUUGAGGCUGGUUCCCCAUUCCGUGAGCCACUGCUGAGGUUUCUGAAGCGCUACCCAGCACAGACAGUGGAGCUUUUCCUCCAGGAGUCUAACAUCAAGGAACAACAAUGGAGCAGGUUCUUCUGGUGGCUUUUGAAGAACAGUGAUGGUAAAGUGUUCCGUGAUGCUCUGGAGACUAACCCAAUGCGUCUGGUUAACAUGGCCAUGGGGCAGGUACAGACUAUCCCAGGCCACCCUCCAAGUCCUACAGGGGUCACUAAGGAAGAGCUGCAGUUCCAGGGGAUACGUAUCAUCAGCGUGCUGGUCAGGUUUGAUGCGGGAUGGCUGCCCAAGUAUCCCCAGGUUGUGGUGAAUUUACUGAAAGUUUGGACCUCGGAGCCUUUUCAGGAUAAACACAAGAAAGUGGACAGCCUGGACUUUGCUCAUUGGAAAGAACCAAAGCUACUUGUGAAGUGCUUACUUAAUUAUUUUAAGAACCGCACCAAUGAAGUGGAGCUCCUGUUCCAGAUGCUGCGAUGCUUUGUCUUCAGAUAUAUCCCACAAUUUCAGUUCUUCAAAGACUUUCUGGACGAUGUUGUUGCUAAGACCUACUCAGUGGAAUGGAAGAGGAAAGCCUUCUUCAAAUUUGUUGAUAUCUUUCACGACAAUCAGAAGUGGUCACAGGAUCUCAUAGGAAAGAUUCUUCAGUUCAUUUUGAUCCCAAGUUUCACCACCUCCUUUGAUAAUGGAGAAGGAGAGAAACUGAUAGGGGGACCCCCUGCCCCAGACCAGGACAACCCAGACAACAUCAUCAGCGUCUUUAUCAACAAAGUCAUUGACCCAGACAACCCGUUUGGGACAUCGGAUGCAGUCCGUAUUCUGCUGCUGCAGUUUUCCAGCCUCCUUGUGGAAAGAGCUGCGUCCCACAUUCAUGAUGCUGCUAACAAAAAACAAGGCAACAAGUUGCGUCGUCUGAUGACCUUUGCGUGGCCGUGUCUUCUGGCUAAGAACUGUGUGGACCCCGCCACCAAGUACCAUGGACACUUGCUGCUGUCACACAUCAUAGCAAAGUUUGCCAUCCACAAGAGAAUUGUGCUACAGGUAUUCCACAGCUUACUGAAGGCUCAUGCCUUGGAGGCCCGCGGAGUUGUGAGGCAGGCGCUAGAGAUUCUCACCCCAGCAAUGCCAGGGAGGAUGGAAGACGGAAAUGGAAUGUUGACUCACUGGACCAAGAAGAUUAUAGUGGAGGAGGGACACACUGUGGCACAGCUGGUGCAUAUACUGCAACUGAUAGUAAGACACCACAAGGUGUAUUAUCCUGUGCGACACCACCUCAUACAACACAUGGUGAACUCACUACAGAGAUUGGGCUUUACACAGAAUGCCACUCUAGAGCACAGAAAGCUGGCAGUGGACUUGGCCGAGGUCAUUAUUAAGUGGGAGGUCCAGAGGAUUAAAGAUGACUCGGAGCAGUCUACAGACGCAGCUGCCACAGGCACAGAUGUCACCCAGGCUGCCCUCUCCGCCAACCUCCCCGUGAAGAGGACUGCCUCCGUUAGUUCCGUAGACUCCCCCCAGGAGGCCAAGAGAACCCGUAACGUGUCAGGAGCCGUAAGUGACCCCAGCAAGAGUACCAAGAGUCAGACUGAUGUUAGCAAACCUAUUGACCAGCAGUACUGUGACGCUGUGGUCAACUUUCUGCUCAGAAUUGCCUGCCAGGUCAAUGAACAAGCUACCACAGUUGGGUCACCAGGAGAACUGUUGUCACGGCGAUGUGUGAACUUACUGAAGAUGGCGCUGCGACCCGAUGUCUGGCCACAGACAGAACUGAAGCUGGUGUGGUUUGACAAGUUGUUGAUGACAGUGGAGACCCAUCAGCCAAACUUUCCUAAUAUCUGUACUGCUCUGGAAUUGCUGCACUUCUUACUGACCAUACUGAGGAAAGAAAUGAUCCUUGCAAGUUUUAAGCCUCUCCAACGAGGCAUAGCUGCCUGCAUGAACUGUCCGAACUCCAAAGUGAUUCGCUCGGUUCACAGCCUCCUUUCUCGGCUCAUGAGCAUCUUUCCUACCGAACCAGCGACCUCAAAUGUGGCCUCCAAGUAUGAAGAGCUAGAGUGUCUGUAUGCCUGUGUCAGCAAGGUGGUCUAUGAAGGACUCACCAACUAUGAAAAAUCAACAAGUGGCUCCCCCUCUCAGCUGUUUGGCACACUAAUGAUCUUGAAGGCAGCCUGCAUCCACAACCCCCAGUAUAUAGACAGGCUGAUCACUUCCUUCAUGAGAGUGCUGCAGAGGAUGGCCAGGGAGCAUCUGACUCCCUCUGCACCUGAAACCAGCCCAGUGGCCAGUGAACUCCUCAUCCUCAGCUUGGAUCUUGUGAAGAACAGAGUAGGAGUGAUGAGUAUGGAGAUGCGGAAGGGAUUCAUCGGGACAAUCCUUGUCGGACUCAUUGAAAAAACACCCGAUGUCAAGGUCAUGAAGGCCAUCACUAAAAUGGUGGAAGACUGGGUCAAGACCAAGGUAAAUACACAGGUUGCAAUAAACCAAGGACCCACACUGAGAGAGAAAGCCAUCUUGCUGGUGAAACUGAUGCAGCAUGUGGAGAAAAGAUUCCCAGAUGAAGCUGAACUUAAUGCUCAGUUUCUGGAACUAGUCAAUUACAUUUACAGGGAUGAAUCUUUGAGCGGCAGUGAGCUUACAUCUAAAUUAGAGCCAGCAUUCCUCUCUGGUCUUCGCUGUUCGCAACCUCUCAUCAGGCAGAAGUUUGUGGAGGUGUUUGACAACAGCAUGCGCAGACGUCUCUACGAUCGUCUGCUGUACAUCACCUGCUCUCAGAACUGGGAGGCCAUGGGAGGCCAUUUCUGGAUAAAACAGUGCAUAGAGCUUCUUUUGGCUGUAGCUGUAAAUGGCACGUCUGUCAACUGCUCGUCACCCGUCAUCUUGCUUCCUGCGGCCACCUCUGUGGUCAACCUGGCUGAUAGCCAUGACCGCGCAGCCUUUGUCAUGUUGACCAAGAUGAAGGAGGAACCCAUGGAUGUUGAGUCUUUGGAUGCCAACAAGGAAGAGGACGAGAUAGACAUUGAGAUGGCCUCAGACACCACGGAGGAGGGAUCCAAGGACUCGGGUCUACAUCUGCCAGUGAAGAAGGAACUACAUGAUCCCAAACAGAAUCUACAAAUGCUUCUUCAAAGACAGGCCAAGUUCCUGGAGACCUGUAGAGAGGUCAAGACUGUGUCCUAUCUGAAUGCCCUGUCCCAGUUGUGCCACAGUUCCACCCCCCUGGCACACCAAGUCUGGCUGGACCUGUUCCCCAGAAUCUGGAAAAUACUCAUAGACAGGCAACAACAGAGUCUGGCAGGAGAGCUGGUGCCGUUCCUGUGUAGUGGGAGCCAUGUGAUCCAGAAGGACUGCCAGCCCAGUGCUGUCCACACCUUCCUGCAGGGACUGGCCCAGUGUGUACCUGCUGUCCCCAUCAGACCAUGUGUACUGAAGUACCUCGGCCGCACACACAACCUGUGGCAUCGCGGCUCUCUGAUGCUGGAGAGAAUGGCAUUUGAGACCAGCAAGACCACCUCGACCAUAAGACCAAGUCGGCCUGGCAGCGAGUACGAGUUCGAACCCAGCUCGAGCACCAAUACUCAGCAGGAGACCCUGGACGCGCUGUGUGAGCUCUACUCUCUAUUACAAGAAGAGGAUAUGUAUGUGGGACUAUGGCAGAAAAGAUGUAAAUAUACGGAGACAGGAGUGGCCAUGGCAUACGAGCAACAUGGCUUCUUUGAGCAGGCGCAGCAGACGUUUGAGCAGGCGAUGUCCAAGGCACGACAAGAGCACAACACAGCACCUGCUACGCCUACAAGUCUGCCUGAGUAUAAACUGUGGGAGGACCAUUGGAUUAAAUGUUCUAAGGAGCUCAACCAGUGGGAUCUCCUCCUGGAGUAUGCCAACUCCAAGGGUAACACCAACCCUCACCUGGUCCUGGAGAGCGCCUGGAGGGUGCCCAACUGGAACCUCAUGAAGGACGCCCUGGCGCAGGUUGAACUUAGCUGUCCCAAGGAGCUGGCCUGGAAAGUGAACUUGUACAGGGGGUACAUAGCCAUAUGUCACCCUGAUGAUCAUCAUUUGAACAUGAUUGAGCGUCUUGUGGAGGUCUCCACCAGCCUGGCAGUAAAGGAGUGGAGAAGACUGCCCAGGGUGGUGUCCCAUAUCCACGUCCACCUCCUCCAGGCUGCCCAGCAGAUCAUGGAGCUUCAGGAGGCUGCACAGAUCAACCAGGGACUACAGCCACAGAACAUAGGCAGGAACUCCAGUCUGCAUGAUAUGAAGGCUAUAGUGAAGACAUGGAGGAAUCGCCUUCCUAUGAUAUCAGACAGUCUGUCCCACUGGAGUGAUAUCUUCACAUGGCGACAGCAUCACUAUCAGUUCAUUGUCAACCAUUAUGAUACUCACGCACACAAUGAUCCUCAAGCCAACCAUGCAAUGCUAGGCGUGCAUGCAUCUGCGCAGGCCAUCAUACACUACGGCAAAAUUGCAAGAAAACACAACCUCACUGGUGUGUGUCUGGACCAGCUGAGCAGAAUCCACACCAUUCCCAGUGUUCCCAUAGUGGACUGUUUCCAAAAGAUCAGACAGCAAGUCAAGUGUUAUCUCCAGAUAGCUGGUAGCAUGGGCAAGAAUGAUCUGCAGGAGGGUCUUGAAGUUAUAGAAUCUACAAACUUGAGAUUCUUCACCAAAGAGAUGACAGCUGAGUUUUAUGCCUUGAAGGGAAUGUUUUUGGCCCAAAUUGGCAGGUCUGAGGAUGCUAAUAAGGCUUUCUCUGCUGCUGUUCAGAUGCAUGACACCCUGGUGAAGGCUUGGGCUCUGUGGGGAGACUAUCUAGAGGGCAUCUUUACCAAGGACAACGCUGCAUCCAAGAACAUAACCCUGGGUGUCUCUGCCAUCACCUGUUACCUCCAUGCCUGUCGCCAUCAGAAUGAGAGCAAGUCCAGGAAGUACCUGGCCAAGGUUCUUUGGCUGCUGACCUACGAUGAUGAGAAGUCACAGCUGGCAGAGGCUGUCGAUAAAUACUGCAUUGGAGUGCCACCUAUACAAUGGCUGCCAUGGAUACCCCAGUUACUAACAUGUCUGGUGAGGAAUGAAGGGCGUCUGAUCUUGAACCUCCUGAGUCAAGUGGGCAGGAUGUAUCCACAGGCUGUGUAUUUUCCUAUCAGGACCCUGUACCUUACACUGAAGAUAGAGCAGAGGGAGAGAUACAAAAGUGGUGAGCUCUCAGCCAGUGCCAGUUUCUCCCGAACCAGUCCCCAAGUCUCCACAACAACUGAAUCAACAUCAACAAGUACAUCAACUUCAACAACAUCAGCAGCAACCACCACAUCAGCAGCAACAGCAGCAGUAACAACUGCUUCAUCUGCAGCAACAGCUGUUACAACUGCUCCCAGCAGCACUGCAGCAAAUGUGACAACAGGUGGCAGCACAGUGACCACAGAGGGCAGCACUAUAUCUGUGAUGAGCCCAACCACAACUUCUGCCAGUGCCACUUCUGCCUCUGCUGUUUCUGGCACAGGAGCUGAUUUGAGUCUCUCCACAUCAGUAGUUACCUCAUCUCUCUCUGCGUCUGCCAGCACAAGCCAGCUAGGUCACUCAGCCUCAGUUUCAUCCUCCGUGAGCGGGUCUGACGGUGGUCCAAUACGUGCGACUGCGCCCAUGUGGCGAUGCAGUCGUAUUAUGCACAUGCAGCGUGAUCUUCAUCCUACCAUCUUGUCAUCACUGGAGGGGAUCGUGGACCAGAUGGUGUGGUUCCGUGAAAAUUGGUACGAGGAGGUUCUCAGACAACUGAGACAGGGGCUGGCCAAAUGUUAUGCUGUGGCCUUUGAGAACAGAGGGGCAGUAAUGGAGGCCACCAUUACUCCCCACACCUUGAACUUUGUGAAGAAGCUGGUCAGCACGUUUGGCGUCGGCAUAGAGAAUGUCUCUAGUGUGCAGUCAACGUUCUCCAGUGCGGCCUCAGAGUCCCUCGCGCGACGUGCUCAGGCCACGGCACAGGAUCCUGUCUUCCAGAAGAUGAAGAGCCAGUUUACAACAGACUUUGAUUUUAGUGUGCCUGGCUCCACCAAACUUCACAACCUAAUCAACAAGCUGAAGAAAUGGAUAAAAAUUCUCGAGGCAAAGACCAAGUUGCUGCCCAAGACGUUCCUGAUAGAAGAAAAAUGCAGGUUUCUCAGUAACUUUUCUCUGAACACUGCUGAGGUGGAGAUCCCAGGAGAGUUCCUACUGCCCAAGCAUAGCCACUACUAUGUGAGGAUAGCAAGGUUCAUGCCCAGAGUGGAGAUAGUCCAGAAACACAACACAGCGGCCAGGAGGCUGUAUAUCAGAGGACAUAAUGGAAAGAUCUACCCCUACCUGGUGGUAAAUGAUGCCUGUCUCACAGAGUCCAGGAGAGAGGAGAGGGUGCUGCAAUUACUCAGAAUGAUGAACCAUUACUUGGAAAAACAGAAGGAGACAGCUGAGAGGCUUCUAUACUUCACUGUCCCCAGAGUGGUGGCAGUGUCACCACAGAUGAGAUUAGUGGAGGAUAAUCCGGCAUCUGUGUCCCUGCUGGAUAUUUAUAAACAGCGAUGCUCAAAGCGUGGCAUAGAACACGACCAGCCAAUAGCUCGCUAUUACGAGCGUCUUGCCAAUGUCCAGGCGCGAGGUUCCCAGGCCAGCCACCAGGUGUUACGUGACAUCCUGAAGGAGGUCCAGGGGAACAUGGUGCCGAGAGGACUGCUGAAGGAGUGGGCCACGCACACCUUCCCAGACGCCACGGAUUACUGGACGUUCAGGAAGACGUUGACCAUCCAGCUGGCAUUGAUGGGUCUUGCAGAGUUUGUCCUUCACCUGACGCGUAUGAACCCAGACAUGAUGUAUCUCCACCAGAACUCUGGCUUCCUUAAUGUGGCUUACUUCAAGUUUGAUAUUGAUGACCAAACAGGUGACUUGGAUGCCAACCGACCAGUGCCAUUCCGCCUGACCCCCAACAUAGCAGACUUCCUGUCCAUGACGGGGGUCACAGGGCCCCUUACAGCCUCCAUGGUGGCUGCGGCAAGGUGCUUUGUGCAGCCUCAGUAUCAGAUACACAGCCUCCUGAGAGCCGUCCUCAGGGAUGAGUACAUUACUUGGCAUAAAAAGAAACAAGACGAGGCCAAUCCAGGAGCUCAGCCUGUUGACAUGGAUGGGGAGCUUCUUGUUGGCAAGGUUGCCAAGGCAGUGGGUGCCAUAACAACCAGAUUACAAAAUCUGGCAACUUUUGAUGGAGCUGAGAGCAGAGUAAGCACACUGGUAGCUGCAGCAAACAGUCACGACAACUUGUGCAGGAUGGAUCCCGCCUGGCAUUCUUGGCUGUAAUUAAGCCAGUCGCCCAACACUUAAUGGAGCAGAGCUCUAGGACUAUUUUUGCAUUCUGUGGAUGCUGCUCGGCAUAAACUGCUUUAAGCAAUCUGCCCAGCACUUGGAAGCAGCAGUGGAGUCAAAAUCAUUUGCACCAUCUGGGUUGUGCUUGAUAUUCUUUGCUGGAUGUGAUAAAUCAGUUAAAUCUUUCAAGCUGCAACAGCAAAUUCGAUCAAUGUGUCGUUCUGUGUACAAUUUAGUUUGUAGUCUUUUAAGACAAGUCUGUUAAAACAAGAUCUAGUCACAUUUAGUGCAUUGUGAAGUUGUUUAACUGUCAUGAAUGGCAAUGAAAAGACUAUAUUUCUAAAUGUUUUAUUGUAUUGCAUUCUUGUGUAUAUAUGAAUGAUGUACUAUUUGAUAAGUUACUGAAACGUAUGGAUGGAAUAUCUGUUUGAUCAUUAUAGAAAUAUAUUGGAUGGACACCAUGUAGCAUUUUACUGUACACUUGACCAAUAUACAAUACAAGAUACUAUUGCAAAAGAUUUUGAAGAUUAUGUUAUCCUUUACAUGUGAUAUAUUUUAGGGAGCAUUAAGAAUAAGAAAUUAUUUCAUUUGUGUAUCUUACCCUGACUUUUUUUACAUUAAAUCAAAAGAUUAAAGAUGAAGACCUGUCUUGAAUAACUCUGCAUUUUCUCUGAUGUGAGCAUUUUUCUGAACAUUUGGCAACUUUUCAUUCCAGUUUGAAGAUUAGACUAAGUCUUGUAUUUCAUAGUUUUACAAUGGCAAUACUAAUAAAGUUAUAAAAUAAAAGCUAUUAUUGAAAAUGG
Messenger RNA from Lingula anatina, 9179 nucleotides. RefSeq names its product transformation/transcription domain-associated protein. Gene Ontology annotation, biological process: DNA repair; regulation of DNA-templated transcription. Gene Ontology annotation, molecular function: protein binding. Gene Ontology annotation, cellular component: NuA4 histone acetyltransferase complex; nucleus; SAGA complex. The record is from RefSeq and is a predicted model, not a curated record. Lineage: Eukaryota; Metazoa; Brachiopoda; Lingulata; Lingulida; Lingulidae.